Nanorana parkeri is the source of this 1338-nucleotide messenger RNA. RefSeq lists its product as uncharacterized. Bases 1 to 1338 code for a protein of 445 amino acids. Gene Ontology annotation, biological process: microtubule-based movement. Lineage: Eukaryota; Metazoa; Chordata; Amphibia; Anura; Dicroglossidae. The record is from RefSeq and is a predicted model, not a curated record. The transcript is spliced from 11 exons. Gene Ontology annotation, cellular component: dynein complex. Gene Ontology annotation, molecular function: minus-end-directed microtubule motor activity; dynein light intermediate chain binding; dynein intermediate chain binding.
AUGUCCAGGAAAACUGGAAAUAAUCUGUUUUGGAAAGCCUUAUUGCAGUCCCACCUGCUGGUGGAAUCUGGUAUUGCAGUGGAACACAGCUGCGGUGAAGGGGGCCGGGGCCCGACAGCUGCAGUGGAGAAGGGGGAGGAAGAGGCCAGGACCGGCGACGGUGGAGGAGGUGUGGCCCACCGGCGACCAAGGAGGUGGCGGGCCCGGCAGUGGAGAAGGCUGACAGAUCAUUGGGAUGAAUAUGAUGAUGCAUUUAUUCACAUGAAGGAAGCCACUAAAAAGUCCUACCUUCAUGAUAUCAUGCAAAAGACAGAAAAGGCAACAGAUGAACUGGUGGAACUAAAGAAAAAUCUGCAACUUGUAAAAAAUGAGGUGAUGCAUUGGUGCAGUAAGGUGGACAAACCAUGUGUGGAAAGACUUGUACGAUGCCAAAAACCCCCAUAUCUGGUUGGUCAGAUUUUGGAAAUGGCUUUGGUCAUGAUCAGUUGCCUGCCAACAUCUGAAAACGCAAAUGAACUUCCAAAAUCUUCAGGUCACUUAAAUGAAAAGUCAGACAGCAGAGCCAGCAAUAGAUUUCAGCCUUCACCUGUAGGAAAAUCGUCCCCACCAAAGCGAGGCUUCAGAGAACCUUCUGACAAAGUUGACAGAGCAAGGUGGAAGAACAUACAAUAUCAUAUUGGCGAGACCAGCAAGUUUGUUGAUAUGAUACAUCAGAUUGCAAAACUUCAAGAUGGACUUCCAGACCAGACUAUAAAAGAUGUUGAGGCCUACCUUGGUAAAGCAAAAGAAGGUUCAACCGGUGUAACUGGGGAAGGCUCCUUGCUGGAAAAUGCUGCCCCACAUGCUACACCCCAGUCCAUAACACCAGCUAAGAAAUAUUCACAAAAUGAUGGUGACAAAACAAAAGAUAAUAAAAAAGGAGGAAUCACUAUUGCAGCAGCACGCUACAGCUCUGAGGAUGCAGCAUCAUUGGUGGCAUUCAUUGUUGCGAUUGUAGAAUACACUCGGCUUUGUGUACCACUAAAAGAAUGCCAGAAAAAGUUGGCAGACUUAGGGAGAGAGAAGGAGGAUCUUAUUGUGAAGGAAGAGCAGUCAAAAAUGAUAACAAACAGUUUUGAAGACGAGCCUGCUGUACUUCAUCAUCACAUUCUCAGCACCCUUACUGCCGAAGAUCUUUCCUCUCUCAAGGCAGAGGUAGAUAAACUCCAUGAGGAAUAUGAUUCUGCUAUCAAUCAGAAAUACCAGCUGGUGGAGCAGCUACAGUCCCAUGAGCAGAAGCUGCAGGCAGCAGUAGACAUCCUGGACAGGCAGCUGUCGUGCCUAGACGAUCAGAACUGA